CUGCAACUCCCAUUCUGUGUAACAAACAUCCACUAAAUAAUUUCCCUUCACAUUUCCCUUUAUCAGAUGUUAAAGAGGUGUUCUUGAAAUGCAAAACCCUGUGCAGGCACAAAGCUGAAAAGGUUCUGUAGGCCCUCACUGGAAGUGAGAAAGUAAAGGGAACAAAAGGGGUAAGGUCGAGGGAGCAGGGGUCAGACACCCAAACAUGGCAGCUAAGGAGGCAGAGGGGCUCCUGAGCUCCCAGGCCACAGCCAGUGUGGAGUUCGGGCCAGCUCAGGGCACCAGGUGGUUGUGUGACAGGGCUGGCUGUCAGAUCCCCUCCCCUGCCAUCUCCAUUGUGAGAGCCCGCAGCCCGGUUGCGCAGGUCCCAGGCCUGCCUCUUCGCCUUUACUGCAGGUGAAGUUGCCUCACCUCUGUAUGUGGUUCCUCAUCUCCUUAAAAUGGGGCAGUGGUGCCUGCCGCCCAGGGUCAUUGUGGUGUUGAAGUGGGUACAUGUGAGUGAGUGCUUGCUUGCAGGAGAGCUCUGUUAAUGUGGCCUCUGGGGGUGGGCUGAGCGCCUGCCUCAGGGUCGCUGUGCACCUCAGGAAGGCGAUGACCAGCACAGAGGGAGCCUCCGCUCAAGCAUUUUUGUUCCUAACUUAACAUUGAGGUAAAAAGCACUGUUUAACAUUUAAAGUGUACGACUCGGUGGUUUUAAUACAUUUAGUACGUUCACAGAGUAACCAUCGUUAAUUCUAGAUCCCGUCCAUCACACCAGGAGACACCUCAUACCUGUUAGCAGUCGGCCCCAGCUGCCCCACCACUCUCCAUCCCUGGCAUCGGCUACCUCCUGCGUCUGGAGAUUUGCCUCAUCUGAACAUUUCGUGUAAAUGGAAUCAUCUAGCACAGGCCCUUUGUGUCUGUCUGCCUUCCUGUGGCCACUGUUUGGAAAAUUCAUAAGUGUUUAGCUUCCGUCAGUUCAUUCCCUUUUACGGCCACUGAAUGCAUGGGUGGAUCCCAUUUUAUCAGCUAGUGGACAUUUCAGACGUUUGUUUAUCAUGAUUGAGUGGUUCUCAGGUUCUGUAUUCCAAACCGUGGCGCCCUGUCAGGAGGAAGGCACAGCACACACCCGCCUCUGUUCUGCAUUGGCUCACUCGGGUUCCUGCAGCGCUCAAAGUGGGAGGGAGGCCUAGAGAAAGAAGUGGAGAUCUGCCAGAACUCCCACAGAUGACGUUCGGAGGGCCGGGAAUGUAUCACUCCAGAUUCAAGGGGCAUUGGGCCAAACAGAAGUUCUGCCUUUGACCAGCCCUGGAACCGGGCACGGCCGUGAUUUCCCGCUGACUUACUCAAGAUGGGACGAAAGGAACCCGAAGGCGCUCGGCCGCCUGGGCGGUCGGCUCCCGCCGGCAGCCAGCAGGUGGCGGCGCAGAGCCAACCAGCGCUGGGCAUCCGUAGUCAUGGCAACAGGCUGCCUACACGCUUAGCGAGAGGGAUUGUUUUCCUGUUAACCGUGGCACCCUCUCCCAGUGCCGCAAUAAGGGAUGAUUCUUCGGAAGUUUAUGAGAGCCUGUUGUUGGCGCUUGUUGCCAAGUCCCGCUAGCAGCGCCCUCUGCAGGAAGCCGUUAACGCCCCACUGAAAUGUAUGAGGUCCAGGACUCAUUGUGUCGUUCCCACCCUAGGUGAAGUGUUGCCAAUGAGUCGGGCCUGGUCAAGUACAUUUCGGCCAUGUCCGUGCCUCGGUCUGGUUGGAGUACCGGGUCGGGCUGCCCUCCCUUGGAGCCAGAAUCCCGAUCCAACUUCAGAGUGUUCUACCACUCUUCAGUCGAAAAUGAAAACACCAGCAAGGUGCCUAUCUUCAAUCCUGAACCGAUCACCGCCCACUGCUUCAAGCAGUUCAAGCAGAAGGACUUUCACCUGCCUCAGAGCCGCCGGCGAAUCAUCAUCGUGCCUGGCAAGGAGGACCAGGGGCCCACCAAUGCCACACCACAGCCCCAUGCUCCUCUACAGCCCGCCCCCCGCUGCAAAGCCCUGGAAGCUGAAGACAUCCAGGAGCAGCAGGAGGACCGGAAAACCUGGCUGAGCAAGAAGCUGAUGCUGAAGAAGGAGCUAGAAUCCUUUGGUGACUUAAAGAGGUGGCUGGAGAACAAGCCCAGUGUCACGCCUGUGGAGGCCAAGGCGCUGAACAAGGUCCGUGAGCAGCAGGCCACUCAGCUGGGGGACCACUUGACCCUUAUCAGGACCGCCAAGGAAGUCCUCCAACUCUCCCCCCGCCGGAUGGUGCCCCAGCUCCGGCUGCCCAGGCCCUCGUCCCUGUCAGCCUUGUACUCCUACCUGUACAGCCGCAAGAUCGAGAUCCUGGAUUUAUUUAACAAAGUGGAUCGGAGCAAGUACCAGAAGAUCACCAGGGAGCAGUUCAUCCUGGCUCUAAAGGCAAUCAGAGUUCCUCUGAUGCAGCAGGAGGUGGAGGAUGUAGUAAUCUACCUGGGCUCCCUGGGGAAGCACAAUACCAUCACACUGGACAUCGUCACCACCACCUACAGGAAGUGGGCCCUGACCCAGCAGAGGAGCACCGUGCCCACCGCGAGGGAGUUCUUCCUCUUGGCGAGACAGAAGAUCCCCUUACAGGCUUCACUCAAGAGGCAGAAAGUAGAUUCCGUCUCACAGCCUCGCCAGAUGGACCUACUGACAGUGCCCGAGGUUGACACAAAGACGGAGGCGAGGCCCUUGACCCUGGAGGAGAUGGAGGACGUGGGCAAGCGCUACCGCGAGAGGAAGCGGCUGCAGAAGCACCUGAUCCCGUCCAUCCAGUACACGGAGCGCUGCCGCCUGGUGCGCUGCGGCAAUGAGCGCAUCGAUGAGCACUGCCUCCCGUCCACCCUCUCUGGGGAGAUGAGGGAGAUGGUCGACAGGACGCGCAGGGACACCUUUCUGGUCUACCUGCAGUGCUGGAAGCUCUGCGAGUUCUACAGCCUCCCGCUGACGGAGGACAUCCUCAUGAGAGCCCUGCUGUAUCCGGGAGACAAGAUCAUCUUCCAGAGGGACCAGGUGCGCCCGCUGCGGCAGCCCGGCGGCUACUACUCCGACAAGAAGGCCUUCGCUUGGAACCGGUCGCUGCACCUGGCCCAGGGCCUCGAGCCCGGCUACAAGAAGAUGGACAAGACCGACAAGAAGACGCCGAAGAAGCUCAAGAAGAUGCUCUUUAAGGAGUUCGAGGAAUUCACCAGGAAGCUGAAGGGCAAGAGGUCCAGCGGCUCCCAGCAGCACACCUGCCCCAGUUCCUUCUGGCCGGGUCAGCUUCUGGACAAGCUGCAGCUGUACCUGCCCACGGUGACCGCGGACGGGAGCCUGGUGCUCUUCAGCCGUGUGCGUCCCGAGCACCAUGCCUAUCCCGCCACCUACCACCCUGACCGCUGGUGGCCUAUGAAGGACAACAGCUACAUGGUCCACGCCUACUAUGAUUCCACCAAGGUCUACCACAUUGACUAGAGAGGCCCAGGCGCCGCCGACCCAGGCGUCCGUGGCCCAGAGCCCUAGGCCUUGUUUUGGGGCCUGUGUCUCCGAGGGUGGAUGUGGACAGGGAGAGAUCGUGUGUUUGACCCCUUCCCCCUCCUGAACUCUGCCCUCAGAAAUAAACCAGGUUGGCGUUCUCCCACGCCUCCUGUGACCCAGCUGGUGUGAGUUCUUAGGAGCCAGGGCCAGAGCCUGCGGCUGGGGGUGUUCAGCAGACCUCCCCCCGGAAUGUGUCAGGGAUGCCCACAUGGCACCCCUGGGCCCUGCAGUGCCCGCGGGGAAGUGGGCUUGAGCCAGUCCAGCCCACAGGGUCAACACCUUCCAGGCUCCAGCCUCAACCCCACCACCUGCCGGCUGCAGCAGCCCGGGCAAGACAGUUCACGGCCAGAGGUCCCCUCCAGCGCCCCUCACGGCUGGACUCUCCCGGCUGUGGACACCACCAUGCUCCCCCCCGCCCCCCAGCAACCCCAGCCCGCCUCACUGCCGCCCUCGCCUCACCUCUGAGCUCUUGCUGUCUGGAGCACCUGUGACAUCUGUGGCGUGUGAGGUGAGGAAUCGAGGUUUCCGUGUUUUCUCCUGCUUCUUGAUUUUCACAGUCUUUAAAACAAGCGCUAAUGGGGCAGGCACUGUGGCACAGCAGGCAGAGCCACUGCUUGCAACACCGGUGUAGUGGUCGUGGAGGGGAGGCGGUGCCGGCAGCGAGUCUCGGGGGUUCUUUCCUUAGCUCAGGAUGGAAAGAAAAGGCCGGAGACGAUCUGCAGAGACAGAAACCUUCAUUUGACAGAAAAGCGUCUGGUCCGAGGGAGAGCAGGCGGAGUGCCCGAGGGGGCGCUUGCUUGGGUCCCAGGUGUUUAAUGCAUGACUGCCUGCUCACUGGGUCAUUCUGUUUGGUGCUCAGUGGACAGGGGUUUCACAUACAGCAUAUGGAUUGGCUUGGGGCUCAAGGACAAAGUGGGGGUCUCCUGGAGGCGGCCUGCCUCUCCCUUAAGAGUUCAGCCCCCUCCUCUGCCAACUCUGGGUGAAAGAUUACAGCCAACCUGGAGUUGUGGUUUAGAGCCGCAUGGUCACACAAGAUAGGGUGUCUCCUGGAGCCGGUCUGAGUCUCCCCAGGGGCACAGCCCCUUCCCCUGUCAGCUCCGGGUGAGACUGCACCCACCCUGACGGUGUGAUUUAAAGCUAAUCCUCUACCUGUGGCGCUGGCACCCCGGGUUCUAGUCCCGGUUGGGAUGCCGGAUUCUGUCCCUGUUGCUCCUCUUCCAGUCCAGCUCUCUGCUGUGGCCCAGGAGUGCAGUGGAGGAUGGCCCAAGUGCUUGGGCCCUGCACCCACAUGGGAGACCAGGAGAAGCACCUGGCUCCUGGCUUCGGAUCGGUGCAGCGUCGGCCGUGGUGGCCAUUUGGGAGGUGAACCAACAGAAGGAAGACCUUUCUCUCUGUCUCUCACUCUCACUAACUCUCCUGUCAAAAAAUGUAAUAAUAAUAAUAAAAAGCCAUGAGAUCACACAUGGCACAUAGAAGCUGUCAGUGGGGGAGAUGCCAGUUGGCCUGGAGACAGGCUUUGCAGCCACAGUGGGCAGCCUGCUUGUGAUGGAUGUCCCCAUGCCUCCAGCCCCAGUGCACGGCCUCAACCAACAUCCCAAAUGGGUGCCAUUUCAGUCCCCCUUGCUCUGUCACUACAAAAGAAGCCAUGGAAGAAAGAAUUCAGGCUGAGACGGAGAGCGGAGUGAUACGGCUUUACUGGGGACAGAGAGCGAGCGGCCAGUCUCUCAGAACAGGGGAGAGCGAGGGUACAGGUUGAGUGGAGAGAAUGCACUGGGCAGGCCAGGCGGGCGGCUCAGCCGAGAGGCCGAGGGCUGAGCGCGCAGUCUGUUUGGACGCCCUAGGUUUUUAAGGGAGCCUGUUUGCCCUUCCCCUCUCCAUGUUAUCAGGUCAGGUAACCCAUUUGGUCCUGAGGACAGGAUUCUCCUGGGAGCUGUCCUUGGGGAAAGGCUAGGACCCCUUGGAGGUUACCAGGUCUGAGCAGGACUGAAGUGCAAAACGCUGGGCUUCUGGAGCUUCCACAGUUGGUGCUGGUCUUCAGGCCUGUCUCACACGUGGGCUGAACUCCCAACCUAACAGCUCCACCUCUGACCCAGCUCCCUGCUAAUGCACCUGGGACAGCAGUAGAAGAUAGCUGAAGUGCUUGGGCCCCUGCACCCACUUGGGGGACCUGGAAGAAGCUCCUGGCUUUGGCAGGCCCAGCCGUUACGGCUGUUGGAGAAUGUGUUGGAGAAUGGACCACUGGAUGGAAAACCACCCCCCCCAACUCUUUCAAAUAAAUAAAUCUAAAAAAAAAAAAAAAACCAAAAACCUCUAAGUCAAACAAAUCAAAAACAAUUUACAAAACUAGGCACAGUUGGCAAAGUGUGGACUUCGGAGGCAAAUCUCCAAGCUUCAUUUUCCACAGACGUAAAAUGGAGAAAGUAACAGGACCACCAUGUAGGAUCGUGGUUAAAAGCUACCCCACGGGCUGUUCCCUGAUACAGACAACCGCUAUAUGCACACGGCGCCAACUCGCGGGAGCCGUUUUGUUCCCUCCUGGCCACGAGGAGGAGCACUUUGCAGUAGGCCAAAGGCGGGCGGAAACUGUCUGAAUUCGGCUUCACUUCUGGCGGAAGUAGAUACGCCUCCACCCGGUUUCAUUUCAGAAAGAAUUUCGAGUUUUCUGCGUAGUACUAAGGGCAGGUAAGACGCAUUUUCGGGUACAUUCGUAGGUGUGUAAAACACAGGUAUGCCCAGCAUUUUUGGCACCAUUAGUUCUGUGACAUCUUUAUUCUCUUUGCGGGACACGGACCCGGAAGUACUCGCCCUUUCCCUGGCAGCACCCAGAGGUUACAUCCCAUCAGCCUUUGCGCACCCCCCUCCCUUCUCUUCCUCGGCGCUGCCUCCGGAGGUGGCUGCCCUCUCCUCGGCACCAUGGCCGCCCUCAGACCCCUGGUGAAGCCCAAGAUCGUCAAAAAGAGGACCAAGAAGUUCAUCCGCCACCAGUCGGACCGCUAUGUCAAGAUUAAGAGGGGAGACGGGGCGGUCUGCCCAGACACCCGGCUUACCGCUGUGGUUUCUCGCAGCGUAACUGGCGGAAACCCAGAGGUAUUGACAACAGGGUGCGGAGAAGAUUCAAGGGCCAGAUCUUGAUGCCCAACAUUGGCUACGGGAGCAACAAGAAGACCAAGCACAUGCUGCCCAGCGGCUUCCGGAAGUUCCUGGUCCACAACGUCAAGGAGCUGGAGGUGCUGCUGAU
Messenger RNA from Oryctolagus cuniculus (rabbit), 6766 nucleotides. The record is from RefSeq and is a predicted model, not a curated record. Lineage: Eukaryota; Metazoa; Chordata; Mammalia; Lagomorpha; Leporidae.